Molecule: messenger RNA, 3384 nt
Organism: Scaptodrosophila lebanonensis
Lineage: Eukaryota; Metazoa; Arthropoda; Insecta; Diptera; Drosophilidae
Gene: iav
Exons: 10
Coding region: 1-3384 (1127 amino acids)
Biological process (GO): calcium ion import across plasma membrane
Cellular component (GO): membrane
Molecular function (GO): calcium channel activity; protein binding
Source: RefSeq, a predicted model, not a curated record
AUGAAGUUCUUUCUGAAGAAAUGUUUGCGCAAAAAGGCGCCGGAAAUGAAACCAGGCGCCAUACUGGACGCCGUCAUAUCCCAAUCGUCGGCAACGGCUUGCAAGUGCUUGCUUUAUAAGUUGGCCGAUUACAAGCGUGGUGGGGAUCUAAUCGAUGCAAUUAACACUGGAGGUCUAAUAGCUGUGGAACAAUUAAUUCGGGAACAAUUUGGCGUCUUUAUGUACAACGAUGGCAAGGGUCAGGUGAUCAAUCGGGCGGAGUUCCUACGCUGGAAGUAUCGCGAUCACACCGAGGUAACUAUACCCAUUGAGGCAUCGUUGUCCAUACACGAUCCCCUCGGCAAGUGGGAGGAUCACAAGGCGUGUUGGCAAAUGCAAUAUCGUGGUGCUCUGGGCGAGAGCCUGUUGCAUGUCCUGAUCAUCUGCGAUUCAAAGAUUCACACUAAACUGGCUCGCGUGCUGUUGCGUGUCUUCCCCAAUCUGGCCCUGGACGUGAUGGAGGGUGAGGAAUAUUUGGGCGCCAGUGCCCUCCACCUAUCCAUUGCGUACAGCAAUAAUGAACUGGUAGCCGAUCUGAUCGAGGCCGGUGCCGACAUACAUCAGCGCGCCAUUGGCAGUUUCUUUUUGCCUCGCGAUCAACAGCGCACGAAUCCAGCUAAGUCCACGGACUAUGAGGGCCUUGCCUAUAUGGGCGAAUAUCCAUUGGCCUGGGCCGCCUGUUGCGCCAAUGAGAGCGUUUACAAUUUGCUGGUGGAUUGUGGAGCCGAUCCGGACGCGCAGGACUCCUUCGGCAACAUGAUACUCCAUAUGGUUGUCGUCUGCGAUAAACUGGACAUGUUUGGAUAUGCUCUAAGGCAUCCAAAGACCCCGGCCAAGAACGGAAUUGUGAAUCAAACUGGUCUCACGCCACUCACACUGGCCUGCAAGCUGGGCCGUGCCGAGGUCUUCAGGGAGAUGUUGGAGUUGUCGGCAAGAGAGUUUUGGCGCUACAGUAAUAUCACAUGCUCCGGUUAUCCAUUGAACGCACUCGACACUUUACUUCCUGAUGGCAGAACGAAUUGGAACUCCGCACUGUUCAUCAUCUUGAACGGCACCAAGCCGGAGCACUUGGACAUGCUGGAUGGUGGCAUUAUUCAGCGGUUGCUAGAAGAGAAGUGGAAGACUUUUGCACAGAAUCAAUUUUUGAAACGUCUUCUCAUUCUAUUCAUACAUCUACUAUGCUUGUCCGUCUCGGUGUAUUUGCGACCCGCACACGAUGGCGAGCCCGAAGAUGAUUCGGACAGCGAUGCAGCCGAGGGUGCGAGUGCCAUGAUCGUCAAUGGUGGGGACGUGGACGCGCCGGCGAACGGGGAGGACUACAACGCCCAAACCGUGGCGCGAUACUGUGCCGAGUUGGCUACAAUUGCCGGCGUCCUCAGCUACGUGGUCUUUCAGCAGGGCGAUGAAAUCAAAAAUCAGGGUUUAUCAGCAUUCCUUAAGCAGCUGUCCCACGCCCCAGCUAAGGCCAUUUUCCUCUUCUCGAAUCUAUUGAUACUCGCAUGCAUUCCAUUUCGCUUGAUAGGCGACACGGACACCGAGGAGGCAAUUUUAAUAUUUGCUGUUCCGGGCAGCUGGUUUCUUCUAAUGUUUUUCGCUGGCGCUAUUCGCCUGACCGGACCAUUUGUAACCAUGAUAUACUCCAUGAUAACUGGCGACAUGUUCACAUUUGGAAUCAUUUACUCCAUUGUGCUGUGCGGUUUCUCCCAGGCGUUCUACUUCCUUUACAAAGGACAUCCUCAAGUGCAGUCGACUAUGUUUAAUACCUACACCAGCACCUGGAUGGCUCUCUUCCAGACAACCCUGGGCGACUACAACUAUCCGGAUUUGAAUCAAACCACCUAUCCGAAUCUGUCGAAGACGGUGUUUGUCAUCUUCAUGAUCUUUGUGCCCAUUCUCCUGCUUAACAUGUUGAUUGCCAUGAUGGGUAAUACCUACGUAACUGUUAUCGAGCAAUCCGAAAAGGAAUGGAUGAAGCAAUGGGCGAAAAUUGUUGUAACGCUUGAGCGUGCGGUACCCUCGGCCGAUGCCAAGGGUUAUUUGGAGGCCUAUUCCAUUCCGCUGGGCCCUUCCGAUGACUCCGGCUUCGAGGUGCGCGGUGUUAUGGUGAUCAAGAGCAAGAGCAAGACGCGAGCCAAGCAGCGCAAGGGCGCCGUAUCCAACUGGAAGCGCGUGGGACGCGUCACACUGACAGCUUUGAAGAAGCGCGGCAUGACAGGCGAGGAAAUGCGUCGCCUCAUGUGGGGUCGGGCCUCCAUCUCCAGUCCAGUGAAAGUGGCAAAGCAGAAGUUGAAAGAUCCUUACAAUGUAAACAUGGAAUCGGAUUUUACAAAUGCCAUGGAUAUGCUGACUUUUGCCAACAAUCCAGCAUCGAGUGCCGGUGUCCCAUUGCGUACCACAGCACCAGCGGUCAAGGAAAUGCCGAGCGCACCGGAUCCAUUCAGGGACUUGAUAAUGAUGUCGGAUCAGCGACCCGAAACUCAUGAUCCACACUAUUUCGCGGGCCUUCAGCAGUUGGCCAACAAGGCGUUCGAUUUAGUCGAGCAGACAAUGAAAACGCAGCCAUCCUUAGCCAAGCGAGGCUCAGCACUCGGUGCUCCCAGCGACGGUCCAAUUCCAAAAACAGCUACUGCCCAGCCUACGCAAUCAGGAGCCGCAUCUGCUGUGGCAGAUCCUGUUCCCGUGCCGAUACCCUUGACCUCGAAUCUGACCAAUUUGUUUCAGGAUCCCAAGGAUAUUGUCGACCCGAAGAAAUUGGAAGAGUUUAUGAAGCUGUUGGCCGAAGUAGAGACCGAGGAGAGCGACAGUGGUGGUCCAAUAUUGGGAAAGCUUUCGCUGGCACGACGCACCCACAAUGCGCUCUCCAAAGCGGACAUUAAUCGUGACCACAACUUUGAUGGGAAUGGCCAGUUCGAUAAGCCCAUGUCGUCAGUCUGGUCACACCAUUUGCCAGAGAUCGACGGAGAUGAUACGGGCUAUAACUUCGACGAAGCCGUCGCGGAGGAAGUGCUGACCAUAGAGCAGGAGGCUGAAGUCGAGACCGAAGACGGCAAUGGGGGGCCCGAUAGCGAUGAUUUGCCCACAGUGGAGGAGGUGCAUGCUACCAUGAAGCAAUUCCAUUUGCGCAAAUGCCAGCCGCCUCAGGACGAAGCGGCAAGUCGAGCCAAAAGCGCACGCAUUCGACGCAAGAAUAAAAUUUCGCCAGAAGAUAGUGACAUGGAGCCAGGCGACAGGCGUCAACGAGGGCGCUCCGCUUAUGUACGCAAAUCGCAAUCCCCGCCCGAUCCCCUAGAGCCAUGGAGCACCCGCGAGCUCCAGGACAUCAAUAAAAUAUUGGCGAAGAAGUAA